This is a messenger RNA of Drosophila gunungcola (fruit fly), 2271 nucleotides long. RefSeq names its product transcription factor SPT20 homolog. NCBI's taxonomy places the organism in Eukaryota, Metazoa, Arthropoda, Insecta, Diptera, Drosophilidae. The transcript has a single exon. The coding region runs from base 86 to 1345 and encodes 419 amino acids. The record is from RefSeq and is a predicted model, not a curated record.
CUUUUUGUGUCAGUCGGUUUUCGGAUCAGUCGCCGAUCAGUCGAGCUGACCACCAAUCCGGGGAAGACUGAGUGAUUGAGUGAUCAUGCUGAAUGGAAAAUUCUACACGGGCCUGCCGCCCAAAAUGGUGGAACGUCAGGGAGUGAAUGUGUGCAAUCGCCAGGAGUCCCACUUCUACUGGCCAGAUGACUCUCGAGCCGAGUCUGCGGUGGAGAAUCGAGUGAAAAGGCGGAAUAGCCAGCAGUUGGAAAAGCCUGUGCAGAGGAUAACCACCGUACAGGACUCUCCCACUGAAGUGGACACAAGGCGAAUGUUUCACAAGGAGUUUGCCAGCUCAUCCAUACAGUUUUAUGAUAAUCUACAGUCGAAUCCCAGUAAAAGAGUUCCCCUGGGAAGAGGACUGCGCAGGGAGUUGACCCCCAAGCUCACUGAAGUCAGAGCCCAGGAGUUGGAUAACAAAGCUGAGGAUACAAGCAAUCGUCGCCAGCAGGCCUAUAGCUCUAAAAUCCAAUUCUACGAUUAUGUAAACGAAGCGGAUAAUGCCACUCAAAAUAAUGUGAGAAGACCCCAGAUGGACUUAAAUGACAAACGUGAAGUGGAAUUGAAUACCAAGAACAGCCCUAAAUUACAGGUGAAAAGAAAUGUGCGCAGUUUUAGUGUGGAACUGGAACCCAAGGUCACAAAGAAACCACUGAAUGACAGCCCCGAAUGGCGACGACCACGCCCACUGCCACAGCCACAGUCACAGGCACAGCCCAAAAAGAUACUCAAGCAAAUGCCACAGGAUCAGGAUGCCUUUGAUUAUCUGGAAAAUCGGGUGAGAAGAUUGCAGCUAACUAGGAGUCCGGGUUUGCCCAAAAAGCAUGUGACCUACAACGAAGAGGCUGCGGAAUAUGCCUACUAUGAUGAUCGCGAGGAUAUUGGGGAACCCAUCUACGAAACUCGCCCACGCCAGCCGCCUAAUAUGCCGACAGGAAGUCGUCAGCAGCAGCAGCAGCAACAUCAGCAACAUCAAUUCCAGCAGCAACAACAGCAACAUCAGCGUCAGCUGCCGCGUUCGUUUAUGGAAACUAGUCGGGCCAAGCCAUUAAAUAAUAAUAAUAAUUACCAGCCCAACGCCAGCGCUAGGAAAAUCUUGCCAAAAUUGCCAGAGAGCCCAGCAACAACCAUACAUAUGGUCGAUGACAAUGACCCCCCCGCGCCCUCUGACCCCCGCAAACACCUGCGCAGCAGCCUCUGCUUCAGCGGCGACGCUCUGAUGGUGGGCGGCCAGCCCGCUCAAUCGACGGCGCAGGCGCGGCGCAGCUCCGCCGGGCAGAGAAUCAGCGUGGGUCUGCCGGACUGAGAGCUCCAAUUUGCAUGCUUGUUCAAUGCAGCUACACAGGGAGAAAUGCUGCCAAAAAUACGUUUUUUUUAUAUCUAAAUAGGUUCUCUUUGUGUCAUAUUCAACAAUUUUACCAUAAAAAGUUACUUAAUUUGAAAUACUAGUUUGUUAGGCAACAAUUUUUAAGAGAACUUCAACAAAUUUAAAUAUUUCUGAAACUUUAAAAAACUUAGUUGUGUAUAUUAAUUACGAAACUGAACCAAAAUUUUCAAUUACCAUAAAGUCUAUAAUAUUUUUAAGGCGAUUUUUAUAAAGACCUUAUAACUUAAAAAAUUUAGAAAUUUUCUGAAAAAAAGAAUACAUUUUUUUGGUUUUUUUUUCAAUUGUAAUUAAAAAUGUUCAGAGAGAAUUUACUUUUUUUACAUUUCUUAAUAAUCAUUUAUUCGUAAAAAAGCUUAAUAAAAAUACAUUUUGGUAAUAGCCAAACUAAGACUAGAUGGCAAUUCGUAUUCAAUAGUUAUUAUUAUUUUUCCCUGUGUAGUAAAGUUGAAAAAAAACAACCUGCAUAGCUAAUUGAAUGCAACAGUAAAGAAAAACACCGACUGCGACUGCAAUAGAAACAGCACGACAGCAAUAGCAAAAACAACCUAAGCCGACAGCAACAAUAUCUCUGGCAGCAACUAAACCCACUUUAUGAGUUUUACUUUUACGAUCGUCUGCUUAACUUUGACUUCACCCACAUCCAAAUGAAUGAGUCGACUUUUGUUACUGCUAUGGAAAUAUGCGGUUGAAUAUACAUAAACAAACCUUGAUCUUGACUAAUUUGUGAGCAUUGCUGUUGUUGUGAAACCCGAGCAUGUAUUAAUUUGGCUUUUAAAGCCAACGCAGAAUAAUCUAUAAUUAUUAUAAUAGAGAUAUGCUAAUAAACUGAUAUAUAACCAAACGAA